Molecule: messenger RNA, 1876 nt
Organism: Saprolegnia diclina VS20
Lineage: Eukaryota; Oomycota; Saprolegniomycetes; Saprolegniales; Saprolegniaceae
Exons: 2
Coding region: 32-1828 (598 amino acids)
Molecular function (GO): catalytic activity
Source: RefSeq, a predicted model, not a curated record
CUCGAACCGAGCAAGCUUCCAAGUCACUCCCAUGGGCCACCGCGACGACGACCACGCGCUCGCGACCUACGACGCGCUGGUCGACAAGGUGGCGAGCGAUUCGAUGAACCUCACGGAGCUCCGGGCCCCACGCCUCACCGGCAACAGCCUCAAGAUCUUUGCCAAGCUCCUGCGCGCACCGGUCCUUGGUCCCGCAAUUCUGCGCAAAAUCAAGUCGGACAACCGCAUGAUCCAAGUGCGCGAACUCGCGGCCACCUUGCGCCUCCAGCCGCUCUACUACCCGCUCUCCAUGCCCUCGAGCGCCCUUCUUGCGCAGCACUCGACGCGUGCACACGCCUACUCACUGCAAGCGCUGGCGACCAUGGAGCAAGCAACGCCGUCCCUCGCGUUUCAUCGCUAUACGGCAGCCGACUAUGUUGGCAAGUACACGUCCGGUGCGAUCACACCCCUGCAAGCCAUCACUGCAGUUCUCAAUGCGAUUGACGACUCGAACCGGCGGGAGAUGCCAUUGCGGGCGUUCAUCCAAGUGCACACCGACGCCGCGCUCGAGGACGCACGCGCGUCGACCGCGCGGUACCGAGCAGGCGCCCCCCUCGGCCCCCUCGACGGUGUCCCGAUUGCCGUGAAAGACGAGAUCGAGGUGCAGGGCUACAUGACCACGUUUGGGACGUCCUUUCUCGGGUCGGUCAAUGGCGUGGCGACUGUCGACUGCCUCCCAGUGGCUCGGCUCCGUGCGGCUGGCGCGAUCAUUGUCGGCAAGACCAACAUGCACGAGUUUGGAGCUGGCUGCUUUGGCAUCAACAUCCAUCACGGCACCGCGCGCAACCCGUUUAACGAGAACCACAUGACGGGUGGGUCCUCGAGUGGGUCGGCAGCCGCCGUCGCCGCCGGGCUCGUGCCGAUCGCAAUCGGUUGCGACGGCGGCGGCUCGGUGCGCAUUCCGGCGGGUCUCUGCGGCGUUGUCGGGCUCAAAGCCACGUACAUGCGUAUCCCGUACGACUUUCACGGGUGCCCGAGCCUCUCGAACGUCGGGCCGCUCGCUGGCACCGUGCAAGACGCAGCGCUGGCGUACGCUGUCAUGGCGGGCAGCGACGCGGGCCAUCCGAUGAGUGUGCACCAACCGCCGCUGUACCUCUCGACAUCGCCUGUCGCGGAUGACCUCGGGCACCUCCGCGUCGGUAUCUAUCCCGACUACCUCGUCGGCACGGACGCCGAGAUCGUCACAGCGUUCCACGCGCAAGUUGCCCACUUGCAGGCGCGGGGCGCGACCAUUGUGCACAUCAAACUCCCGAACCUGCAAGCGAUCCACUUUGGCCACAACAUGACGAUUCUCACCGAGAUGGCGCAGGCCACCGACGUCCACUACCGCCGCAUCCGUGAGUUUAGCGCCGACGUGCAAAUCAACUUGGAGCUCGCGCGCUCCGCGCUCUCGAGCAUCGACUUCCUCGCGGCCCAGCGCGUGCGCGCGUAUGCCACCAACAUGCUGCGCGACGUGUUUGAUGCGGUUGACGUCCUCGUGACGCCAACGACGUCAAUCCUCGCGCCGCGUCUCGAGCCCGAUGUCUUUAAAGCCGGCCUCUCGCAGCUCGAGCUUACGACGGGCCUCAUGAAGUACAUGGUCCUCGGCAACUUUGUCGGCGUCCCAGGCAUCGCCGUGCCGAUAGGUCUCUCCUCGGGCGGGCUGCCCAUGUCUCUGCAGUUGCAGGCCGCGCAUUGGCACGAGGAUACCAUCGUGCAACUCGCACGUCUUUUCGAGUCGCUCAACCCGAUGCCUCCGCCGCCCGUGUACUACGCGCCACUCGAUAACACGCCCACCGACGCCCACUAGACUAUGUAAUUUCUGCAUCAACUAUUCCUUUUUGAAGCUUUUGGGCGG